AUGGCAGAGAUAUACAAAGUGCCCUACAGGACCUCGCUGGCCAACGGCUUCGAAGUCGGCACCGUGAUGAGAAUUCGUGGUGUCGUCCCCAAAAAUGCUGACAGGUUCUACAUAAACCUGCUGUGCAGUGACGAGCCGGACAGUGAGAUCGUCCUGCAUUUCAACCCCCGGCUGGAUGAAUCCUCGGUGGUCUUCAACGCCCUGAAGUGCGGCGACUGGGUCUUAGAGGAGUUCGGCUCUGGCUCUGCCUUCCAGCGUGGGGAGGCCUUCGAUCUGCUCCUCAUUGCCAAAAUAAAAGGCUUCAAGGUUGUGAUGGAGGACAAAGAAUACCACCACUUCCGCUACCGGAUCGCAGCAGGGCGCGCGUUCUUGGUGGAAGUGGGCGGGGACGUGCAGCUGGAGUUGGUGAAGAUCUUCUGA
Messenger RNA from Lipotes vexillifer (Yangtze River dolphin), 420 nucleotides. RefSeq names its product galectin-7. Gene Ontology annotation, molecular function: carbohydrate binding. The coding region runs from base 1 to 420 and encodes 139 amino acids. The transcript has 4 exons. NCBI's taxonomy places the organism in Eukaryota, Metazoa, Chordata, Mammalia, Artiodactyla, Lipotidae. The record is from RefSeq and is a predicted model, not a curated record.